UGAGGUGUGGCAUCAAAGAUGUCGCGUCCGACUGCCAAGCUUGAUCCGUCCUGGCCUGGACAUGUUCAGUGUGGCGGUACGUAUGGAGGAAAGUGGGUGAACAAUCAUUAUCCGCAGGCGCAGUGUUUCACUGAAUCGUCCACUGAGAGAAGAACAUCACUCAUGCUCGCCACACUGUCCGGAAGCUAACAAGACGCUCCUUAGCAACCACUGUAAGCUGUCAUAACACUAACAGCUACCAUGGCGAGGUUGGAGCUUUGUCUCAAAAGGCAUUGCCUUUCGUGGUUUCUUCGGUGUAGUGCGGGUACCCGAAGAUUCAGCAGAAACGCUUGGAUGCCAUAACAAAAGGAUAAAUACACACGGGUGAAGAGAUCACUUCAUACACACAACGAAUGGCGGAAGGAAAGAUGCGGUCUUGUGGGAUAUGCGGGCUUUAUGAUCAGUGAAUGAGAAUGCGUCUGUGCACAUCUCUCCCCAAGAUGGCUACAGCAGCUGGUUCCCAGCACGUGAAAUUUUAAUUUUUGCCCGAACCCAAAUUCUUAAGUUAGUCACCACCCAGAUAACAUACUCCCCUACUAGUGGUGUUACUGAAGCAUUGGAAUUGGGUGUACUGGUCAGGACAUUUCUUGGAACACAGGAAUUCUACGAGUGCAAAGUGUGCAAUCGGAGUAUGGCUGGUAUUACCCCAGCACAAAGUCAUCUUGAAGGGUCUCGUCACAUUAAAGCUUUAAGAAACCAAGCAUACAGCUCAGUCCUCAGGGCCUCCUCAGGAUUGAAUAUCUCCAAUGAUAACAUACACAGCGCCACGCACUUUGAUCCUCCUGCCCGUUAUCAGCCUGCCUCGACUCCUUUACCUGCGGUGGACUUACAAAUUUCAUCAAGAGACUCCACCAGCGAGGUUAACAGUGAAACACUAAGCUCAGCCAUGAAACGAGGAAUUGUAAGACAGGAGUUUGUAUUUGGACAGACUCAGAUGACUUGCACCUUGUGCUCUAUAACCUGCUCUGGUGAGGUUCCUAUGAAUCAGCAUCUUUUAGGGGAACCUCACAUGAAGAGACAGAGGAGAAUUGACUUGAGAGAUGAUAAUAGUCCCCCAAUAGCCAGAUCUCUGGGGAUACGUCAGUCCUCCUCGGUGCCAGCGUUGACACAUGACUUGUCCACAUCCUUUAAGCAAUUUGAUUCCCUUAACUUAGAUGAAUGUAAAUCAUCACCUAAAGAUAUACUUACAUCCGCAAGAGAGGAAGGAAUUGUGAAAAGUACAGGAGAAUUUGUUUUAAAUCAGCUGACAUGUACAGUAUGCAGGUCAUCAUGCACAGGAGAUGUACCGAUGAAGCAGCACCUCCAAGGUAGUAGUCAUCAAAAGAAAAUGAGGGCAAGGUCUUCAAUAUCUCCAUGUACUGUUCAAAGAAUCCCACCCAGAAAUAUUGAAAGUAUUCUCCAGGGCACAACCAGUUCUCCUCAAAUGCAAAUUUCGGAAGUACUUGGAGGAAACUUACAAUCAGAAAAAGAGAAAGGAAUUUUGAUUAAAACUAUGGAAGGUGUGCAGUGUGUGGUGUGCUCUAUAACUUGUAAUGGGGAAGUAACCAUGACAGCACAUCUGAGUGGUGAUCAGCACCGCAAAAAACUCCGGGCUCAUAACAGCUACAAGCAGUAUGGGGUGGCAGCUGAAUUGAGGAUGGACUGCACCAGCCCUUACUCCACGUCUGGCUCUUCCUCUCCCUCAAGGAAUUCAAUUUCUAAUGAACCCAUUCGUUCGUCAGCUGCUAAUGCUUUUCAAGAUAUUGAUAGGCUAAGUACUUCAUAUCAGGUAACAGAUAAUUUAAGGGAUGUCCAGAUAUAUGAACCAUCAGACCCCCUUGAUGACCUUUUUGAAUAAUAAAAUGCUAGUGUUCAUGGUACAGUAAAAUGUACUGAAUGCUACUCUUGCAGCUUGUCAGUGGUAGUUAAUUUUGCCAAUAGGUGCUGCCUAUAUCACUCUCAUUAUGGCUUCGUAUAUACUGUUCACCUCGGGAAAAAUCAAACAAAUAAUGCACAAUAUUUUAUACAGUCAGUCCCCGACUUACGACAGGGUUAGGGACCGACGACCAGGUCGUAAGUCGAAAAUGCGAAAAUAAUACAUAGAAAAUCUAAAAUGG
Molecule: messenger RNA, 2135 nt
Organism: Homarus americanus (American lobster)
Lineage: Eukaryota; Metazoa; Arthropoda; Malacostraca; Decapoda; Nephropidae
Exons: 10
Coding region: 671-1876 (401 amino acids)
Cellular component (GO): precatalytic spliceosome
Molecular function (GO): double-stranded RNA binding; zinc ion binding; single-stranded RNA binding
Source: RefSeq, a predicted model, not a curated record